Molecule: messenger RNA, 793 nt
Organism: Gastrolobium bilobum
Lineage: Eukaryota; Viridiplantae; Streptophyta; Magnoliopsida; Fabales; Fabaceae
Product: LOB domain-containing protein 21-like
Exons: 1
Coding region: 127-657 (176 amino acids)
Source: RefSeq, a predicted model, not a curated record
UAGGCCAGAAAAUGUGGUUGCCAUUAAAUAACGAUUCGGCAAAUUACCUAUAUAGAGAACCAUAUAUUUAUAAGUGCAAAAGAUUGAGGAUAAAGCAAUAUAGGAAAGUUGAUGUGAGUGAAAGCCAUGAAGGGUUAUGAACCCCGUUCAAGCUCUUCUUGUGCAGCCUGCAAGUUCUUGAAAAGAAGAUGCAUACCCAAUUGUAUAUUUGCACCUUAUUUUCGCUCCGAUGAGUGCAAGAAAUUCGCCAAGGUUCACAAAGUAUUUGGAGCCAGCAAUGUGAGCAAGAUCCUCAUUGAAGUGCCAGAGGAGCAGAGGGAAGACACGGUGAAUUCACUGGCGUAUGAAGCAGAAGCAAGACUUAAGGACCCAGUUUAUGGAUGCAUUGGUGCCAUAGCUCUGUUGCAAAGGAAGAUGGUGGAGCUUCAACAUGACCUUGCCAUUGCUAAGGAUCGUCUUGCUCGUUAUGCUGCUGCUGCUGCUGCUGCUGCUACUCCUUCCACUGAUAUCUUCAAUUCCCAUGUUAGCUUACCACCCUUCCCUGAAUUUUUCACUUGCAGUGAUUUCAAUGACAACUUAUGCCACAGUUCAUCAUCUCAAUCAUUGAGCCGACAUGAAACGGUGGAUGAUUUCAUCCAAAGCCCAUAUAUAUUUUGAUGUUGUUAUGAACCCCUAUUUCUUUUGUUGCAAUUGUUCUGAAUUGUGAUCAAUCAAAAACAGCGACUCUGUUGUAGAUGCUAAUAAAUAAGAACUCCAUGAAUGAUUUGGUCUUGGUUGAAAACUUUAAAUUUCA